AUGGCGAGCCUGAGCCGGACGCCGUCUCUAACACCAAGUCCCUCAAGCUCACCGUCGCCAGAACCACUGGCAAUCGCUCAGCCAGACCACUUCUACGGAGCUGAUCCCACAAAUCCCCUCUCUCAGCAUUCUGAUGUGAAAGCCUGGCUCAUUCCCGAAGACGAUCCUCUCGCUCAUCGCGGAAUACCCGUCUUCAAGCCAACAAUGGAGGAGUUCAAGGAUUUCGAAGCGUAUAUGAGGACAGUGGAAUGUUGGGGGGCACGCAGUGGCAUUGUAAAGAUCAUACCGCCUCAGGAAUGGACUGAUUCAUUACCAUCCGUCACCGAACCACUGAAGCAAGUUAAAAUUAAGUCACCCAUCGAACAACAUAUGCUCGGACGCGGUGGCCUAUUUCGUCAAGAGAAUGUCGAGAAACGGAAGCAUAUGAGCGUACGGGAGUGGGUCGAAUUGUGUAGUAAGGACGAGUUUCGGGCUCCUGCCAUCGAAGAAGUCGGGCUUCAUGCAAGAUCUGCUACUAUGCAACAGAAGCCGAGACGCGGUCGCAAGAAACCAGCUGAUGAAGCUCGAGUGCACUCCGUUGAGGUAGAGGAUAAACGCGACGGAAUCGUGGUCAAGGAAGAACCUGAUAACGGCGGAGAUGAUGCUUCAACGCUACGGAUUAGCGGACCGACAACUGCCGAGGACACAUCAUCUAAACCCAGACCGAAACGUAAUACUCAAACGAAGGAAGCUCGCGAGGCAAGCAUUGCAGAUAAAGCGGCGCGCGAUUCCAAAUUCUUUGAAACCUUCGAUCCCCACAAAGAUUGGCUACCACCAAACACCAAAGCGACCGAUUAUACUCCAGAAUUUUGCCACUCUUUGGAACGGCAAUACUGGCGAAAUUGCGGGCUUUCCAAGCCUGCAUGGUACGGUGCUGAUUCCCAAGGUUCUCUGUUUACCGACGAGACGAAGCACUGGAAUGUCGGUCAUUUAGAGUCAACACUUUCUCGACUGCUACCGUCCUCUGACAAAGGUUUGCCUGGUGUCAACACGCCUUACCUCUAUUUCGGCAUGUGGAGGGCGACAUUCGCGUGGCAUGUCGAAGAUAUGGACCUAUUCAGCAUUAAUUAUAUUCAUUUCGGCGCACCGAAGUUUUGGUAUGCCGUCCCUCAAGGACGAGCCGCAGCCCUUGAACAGACUAUGCGUGGGUACUUCCCGAAGGAUACUUCCCAGUGCCCCCAAUUCCUCCGCCAUAAAUCAUUCCUCGCAUCGCCGACUCUCCUUGCGCAAUCCGCCUGCCGGCCAAAUCAUCUCGUUCAACACGCUGGCGAGAUUGUAGUAACGUUUCCGAGAGGGUAUCAUGCGGGCUUCAAUCUGGGCCUCAAUUGUGCCGAGAGCGUCAAUUUUGCGCUUGAUAGUUGGCUCGAUGUUGGGAAGCGCGCAAAAAUCUGUGAAUGCGUCAGCGACAGUGUCCGCAUCGACGUCACACAGCUUCUACUGGAUCGUGCCAUAGAGGCAGCUUACGCACCGCCGCCUCAGCCACAGCGCAUUUCGAGGGAUGGCCACCGACAUUCAUCGAAGAAGCGCAAGAGCGACAACCCAUCUAGUUCUAAAUCCAAGAAAGCGAAGACGAAACCGACGCCACCAUCCGAACCAGUCGCUGGACCGUCAGGAUCGUCAGCUCCAAGCAGGAAAAUCCACGUUACGCUGAAACUUGGUCCAAAACCGUCAGAACCGGAGGACUUCCCGUGUUGCCUCUGUACAUCGAUGUCGAGGGAUGGGUUGCUAAGUGUACAUGAACCCCCGCUGCAGCGGAGGGACGCAGUUGAAGCGGCUCAUAAUCCCAAACGGUGGAUGGCUCAUGAGAUCUGUGCUAACGUCAUCCCUGAGACAUGGAUAGACGAAGUCAGCAGCCCAGAUGGUACCACAAGAGAGAAAGCUGUGUUCGGGGUGGAUGGGAUAGUGAAAGAUCGAUGGAAUUUGAAAUGUUCCGCUUGCUCGAAAACCAGAGACAAAACGCAUGGUGCGCCCAUACAGUGCACCAAAGGGAAAUGCCCAAAGGCUUUCCACGUUUCUUGUGCCCAGGGCGGUUCAGAGCACGGAGUAGUGUUUACCAUCAUUCGAGACGUGGAGAAGGAAGUGGUACUCGCCGAUCUAACAUCGUCCGUUCCGCAAAGUAGCCUGAAUCCCUCUUUGACCCCGACUGCGUCGCCCAUGGAUGUGGACCAACCCCCUUCCUCUCCUGAUGUCCUGAAAGUCAUCAAGAAGUUUGAGGUCAACGUCCUCUGCGCCCAGCACAACCCAGCUGUGGCUGCUGCCAAACGGGCGAACAAGCAGGACAAGAUUCGGAAUGAGCUCUUGGCACUCCCAAGUAUGGCGCGCAUCAAGAUACGCGUCAGCGCCGGGGUGUUCGAGGUAUCCCUUAUCCGUGUCAUCGAAGAAAGCAAUUCUGUGGAGGUCCUGUGGGAUAGGGGUAUGAAACGCGAAUUCAAAUGGGGGAGCGUCGUCUUUGGCAGCACAGAAGGGCCAAUACACCAAAAGCCAUCUGAAGUCGUGGCAGAGCCUCAAGCCUCGACAUCCACGUUGCCCGUGAUCACAUACCCUUCAUUGUCAGCUGCAACGUCGGCUACAACAAUACCAGUAGCCCCUCCACCCGCUGCUUCAGCCCCUCCUCAUCCCCAACAAAUCCCCCAACCGAUACCAGCUCCAUACCUGCAACUCACGCCUCGAGGUAUCUCGCAGCACGAUUACUGGCCUAAGCAAGGCUCUUAUGCCCCUCAACCAGCUCACUAUCCCCCAUACGCCUACCCGCAACUCUACCAGCAUCCCCCGGCUGGCUUCCCUCCCCUCCCAUAUUACUAUGCGCCGAUCGGUGGCGCUGCCGGUCAAUUACAGUGGCAACAACCCUAUCAAGGGCCAAUGCUGAACGCAUACGCUGUGCAAAGGCCGGCUGUGCAGGGCGUCCCUGCUCCACAGGUUACUUCGCAGCAAGAUCCCGUAGUCCCCAACUCGACACCUCAACCACCUUCCCAAGCAUCCCCCACGCCGAUUGCGAAUGCCUCUGUCCCCGUCCCCGUGCCGCCAGUCGCAGAGUUGUUGGCUAAGGCACAGGAUAUCAUCCCAUCUAUCGCCGAUUCAACGUUGCUGAAGGAGCUCGCUCAGAAAGCUAUGCUGGAUCUAAACACCCUUUCGAGUCUACACCCAACGCAACUCGCUGACAUCCUUCGUACGAAUCCGGCGCUGAGAGAAGUUGUAUCUGCUGCUAUCGAGAGACACAAAGUCCAAGGUACAGUGUCGUUCUCAUAG
Molecule: messenger RNA, 3285 nt
Organism: Pleurotus ostreatus (oyster mushroom)
Lineage: Eukaryota; Fungi; Basidiomycota; Agaricomycetes; Agaricales; Pleurotaceae
Exons: 9
Coding region: 1-3285 (1094 amino acids)
Biological process (GO): chromatin remodeling
Cellular component (GO): nucleus
Molecular function (GO): histone H3K36 demethylase activity; histone H3K9 demethylase activity
Source: RefSeq, a predicted model, not a curated record